CCCAGGCCAUAAAACCCGGGCCAGGCUCGGGGCUCAGCUCAGCUCAGCGUGCUCCUGCAGCCACCAUGGUGCACUGGUCAGCCGAGGAGAAGCAGCUCAUCACCAGCGUGUGGGCCAAGGUCAGCGUGGAGGAAUGCGGCGCCGAGGCCCUGGCCAGGCUGCUGAUCGUCUACCCCUGGACCCAGAGGUUCUUCUCUGACUUCGGGAACCUGUCCAGCCCCACGGCCAUCAUCGGCAACCCCAAGGUGCGUGCCCAUGGCAAGAAGGUGCUGACCUCCUUCGGGGAGGCCAUCAAGAACCUGGACAACCUCAAGGGCACCUACUCCAAGCUGUCUGAGCUGCACUGCGACAAGCUGCACGUGGACCCCGAGAACUUCAGGCUCCUUGGGGACAUCCUGGUCAUCGUCCUGGCGUCCCACUUGGGCAGGGAUUUCACCCCUGUGUGCCAGGGUGCCUGGCAGAAGCUCGUGGGUGUGGUGGCCCAUGCUCUGGCCCACAAGUACCACUGACCACCCUGGGGCCAGCCCCAGCCCCACGAGGAGCCCCUGACCCCAAUGAACCCUCCAAUGAACCCUCUGAUGAACCCUCCAAGAAACCCUUCAAUAAACCUGUCCAUCA
Messenger RNA from Camarhynchus parvulus, 618 nucleotides. RefSeq names its product hemoglobin subunit epsilon-like. The record is from RefSeq and is a predicted model, not a curated record. Gene Ontology annotation, cellular component: haptoglobin-hemoglobin complex; hemoglobin complex; blood microparticle. Lineage: Eukaryota; Metazoa; Chordata; Aves; Passeriformes; Thraupidae. Gene Ontology annotation, molecular function: peroxidase activity; heme binding; oxygen carrier activity. Bases 66 to 509 code for a protein of 147 amino acids. Gene Ontology annotation, biological process: oxygen transport; hydrogen peroxide catabolic process. The transcript has 3 exons.